Messenger RNA from Alexandromys fortis (reed vole), 3146 nucleotides. RefSeq names its product zinc finger protein 707 (gene Znf707). NCBI's taxonomy places the organism in Eukaryota, Metazoa, Chordata, Mammalia, Rodentia, Cricetidae. The record is from RefSeq and is a predicted model, not a curated record. Bases 840 to 1835 code for a protein of 331 amino acids. Gene Ontology annotation, biological process: regulation of transcription by RNA polymerase II. Gene Ontology annotation, molecular function: DNA-binding transcription factor activity, RNA polymerase II-specific. The transcript is spliced from 4 exons. Gene Ontology annotation, cellular component: nucleus.
UACAUAUCAUAAAAAAAAAAGAAGUCGGACGUGGUGGCGCAUGCCUUUAAACCCAGCACUUGGGAGGCAGAAGCAGGCUGAUCUCUUGAGUUUGAGGCCAGCCUGAUCUACAGAGCGAGUUCCAGCACAGCCAGGGCUAACACAGAAAAACUUUGAAAAACAACAAACUCCUAGAGGGUUCAGGAGCGCCAGAGCCCAGCCCAGCCUCCACGGUGGAGGGACCAGAAGGACAAGGGCACUCAGAUGGAGACAGGGGCACACCAACCAGGUGCACAGCAAGCACGACCGCCGGUAGCAGCCGGGGCUCCAGGAGGGCGGACCUUCUGCGGACGGCUCGGUGUACAGUUCUGCCUUCCCAAGGGCUCAUCAGGAGCGCACCAUUGAGUCGCGGCUCCUAGAGAUGCCGGAAAUGGUUUCAGUCGCUGGCUGGCGUAUUUCCGCUAGUGAGUUGAAGUCUGGGCGGCGCGCAGCCGAACUGACAACCGGAGCUGCAGGGAGCUCGGCGAUCGUCCGGUGGCGUGCAGCUCUGGGCCGCCCUGCUCCGCGACACUGCGCUCGCGCUGAAGCCAACCGGACCCCGGCACCCUUCAGACUUCGGCACCCUUCAGAUGCGCCCGCACCUCUCUGCCGCUGCUCCUCUGGAGGCUCGGCGCAAGUGUUGCUUCCGACGGGGCAGCGCUCUUCCCUGGCGGGCUCACCGCGAGGACCCUCCGUAGCAGGCAGUCCUGGAGCCAUCUUUGUACCAGCUGCCAGUGACUUUCAGAGAUGUGGCCGUGCACUUCGGCAGGGAGGAGUGGGAGUGUCUCAGCCCCAAACAGAGGACCCUCUACCGGGACGUGAUGCUGGAAAACUUUAGGAACUUCAUCGAACUGGGAUACCGCGGCCCUAGACCAGACCUUAUUUCUCACCUGGAACAGUGGGAUGAACCAUGGGUUGAAGAUUGGGAAAGACUUGAGUUUCUAGAAGCACGAAAAGGUGUCUGCCCAGGAGGCAGAAAGUCCGUGGAUCCUAAGAGACCCUGUGACCUGGCUUCGGCUCAUGAGAGGGCCCAUCCACAGACAGGAGCCAAGAGAGGGCCUGCCUUGAAGAGUGUCCUGACAUCGGGUAAGGUGAACCUUCCCAGAGCCACCCCUGGGAAGAAAGUGCAUGGACAGGAUGCUUUCCAAAACCAGGUGUGUGGAAAAUCCUGCAAGAAGCAACCAGGCCUCACAGAGCAGUGCAAGAACGGUGCAGGGGGACAGCCCUUCAUCUGUAGUACGUGUGGGAAGGCACUGAGCUGCUACAGCCGCCUGGCUGCUCACCAGACAGUACACACCGGAACCAGGUCCUUUAAGUGCUUUGAGUGUGGCCGGACGUUCCGCUGGGUUUCAAACCUUCUGCGCCACCAGAGAAAUCACACAAGUGAAAAGCCCUUUGGCUGUGAGGUGUGUGGACAGGCCUUCAACUGGAAGGACCGCCUAACACAGCAUCGCAAGAUCCACACUGAACACAGUCCAUAUGUGUGCAGUGACUGCGGGAAGGCCUUCAAACAGAAGUCAAACCUCCUCCGGCACAAACGCGUUCACACUGGAGAGAGGCCUUUCUACUGCAACAGCUGUGGGAAGGCCUUUCGUACUAAAGAGAACCUCAGCCACCACCAGCGGAUUCACAGCGGGGAGAAGCCCUACACCUGUGACGAGUGUGGGAAGGCCUUCCGGUGGCCCAAGAGCUUCAGUAUCCACCAGAGGGUCCACCUGGCAAAGAGAUUCUAUGAGUGUGAGCACUGUGGGAAGGGCUUCCGCCACCUGGGCUUUUUCACGCGGCAUCAGAGAACUCACAGGCGUGGAAAAGUAUAAAGGCGCCUGGAGGCAGCUGGGCCUUCCCUGAAGAACUGUGGCUGGGGUUCUCACGCCUAGCAGCCAUGUGGUCCUUGAGUGAACCGUUUGUAGCUCCCUGAGUCUGAGGAAGUUUUGCCAGGAAACUGACACAGGGAAGGGAAUCUCUGCGGUAUGCAGGCGGAGCCCGUGACAGCUCUGGCCACGUCAGCUGAGAAAUUUGCCCUUGUCCUGUGUGCACUUUAACUCCUUUCUCUUCUCGCUCUUUCACCGCGUCUCCUGUUUGUGGAAGGGAGGUUUGAGGCUUGAGCAGAAAUAAAGCUUACUUUUGGAGCUGCCAAGCUGGCCCAGUGGGUAAAGGCACGGUUUGCUUCCCAGGCACUCAUGUGGUCGGAGGAGAGAACCAAAUGCUGUAAGUUGUUCUCUGACUUCCUGCAGCCCAUGUAUGCAUACAGACACACAACAAAUACAUAAUAAAUGAAAAAAAAAACAACAACAAAACAAAACCUCUUCAGCCUCAGCAAGUGGCCAUAGAAUUUCUUUAUUAAAGGGCAACAGAAAGACCGGGAUUCACCCUGGGGAACCUAGUGUGUGGGUGUGUGGGAAGCAGCUGCGAACUGGACAGGACCACAUGGGUAGUAGAAGUUUGUUAAGAUAUCCCCAACACUGUGUCUCCAGCAGAGAUACCAGAUUUUUGGUUCUAUUUAUUUGGUUUUAUUAAAGUAUAACCAGGGACUUAUCUCACAGUCGUGUGGGAGCUUAGGUGAGCCCUUGCUUCAGGUGUGGUUGUCUUUGUGCAUAGAGCUGUCCCAGUGUCGGGCAGGGAGGGGCAGCUGGAUGCUUCUCGCUGGUCUUGUUUGUCUGCACAGGACCAUGGGCUGUCGAGAUGGCUACCGAGCUGGGCCCCUUCAGGAAUGAGACCCCACUACACGAUCACAGUCUGUGGCUCUGUGAGCAACUCAACUCUCAACAGUAAAUAGAAACUCAUUUUUAAAAGUACAGCAUAAUGGCUCCUGCCUCCAAAAUGGAGUCAGGAGGGUUCUUCAGCUCCCCAGGUGGAGCUCAUGGGCACAACUCUGCAUUUAGCGGAGUUCAAGGGACCAAGGACUUGUCAGCACUGUAAAUGACAUUAGCUUUAUCUCUAGGUCUGAUAACAGAUUAUACUUUUGAAAAAUUCCAGGAGGCUGGAGAGAGAGCUCAGCAAUUAAAUGCACUGGCUGCUCUUAUAGUGAAUCCAGGUUCAAAUACCAGCACCCACAUGACAAUCUACUAUUAGUCUGUAGCGCCAGUUCCAGGGGACACAGCAUCCUCUGUAAUGGAUUUUUCUUUGGG